CUUUUUGUCACAUCAGUUUACUCUUCCUGGUCUGUAUAUAGAGUGGAAAAAUAGAGAAGAGGGGAAACGCAGCCUUCCCUCGGAUCUCCGAUUGUAACCAUGAGAGCCCGAGCAGUCGUAUAUCCGCUUCUUCUUGUCCUCCUUGUCUUAGUCACCUCAGCCUACUCGUGGAAGAAGGAGGAGUUUCGAAACUGCAAUCAAACCCCAUUUUGCAAAAGCGCCCGUUCCCGAAAACCUGGAUCUUGUAAUCUGAGGGCCACCGAUGUGUCCAUCUCCGAUGAUGGGGAUCUCAUAGCCAAACUUGUUCCCAAACAAGAAGAAGAAGACCCCAAUAAUAAGCUUUUGCUUCUCACUCUUUCUGUCUACCAAGAUGGUGUCAUGAGGUUGAAAAUUGAUGAACAUCAUCCACCCAAGAAAAGAUUUGAAGUUCCUGAUGUCAUUGAGGAUGAUUUCCUCAACACCAAGCUCUGGUUAACCACAGUUAAGGAGGAGCAAAUCGAUGGUAGCGUUUCCUCUGUUGUUUACUUGUCUGAUGGUUAUGAAGGGGUGUUGAGACAUGACCCAUUUGAGGUUUUUGCCAGGGAGAAAGGUAGUGGGAAGAGAGUGUUGUCCAUAAACUCAAAUGGGUUGUUUCAUUUUGAACAGUUGAGGGACAAGAAAGAAGAAGGGGAUGAUUGGGAGGAGAAGUUCAGGAGUCAUACUGAUACAAGGCCUUAUGGCCCACAAUCAAUUAGUUUUGAUGUAUCUUUCUACGGUGCAGAUUUUGUUUAUGGCAUUCCUGAACAUGCUACUAGUCUUGCUUUGAAACCAACUAGGGGGGCUAAUGUGGACGAAUUUUCUGAGCCUUAUAGGUUGUUUAAUCUUGAUGUGUUUGAGUAUCUUCACGAGUCCCCUUUCGGGCUAUAUGGUUCAAUUCCUUUCAUGAGUUCACAUGGGAAAGCCAGGGGUAGUUCGGGGUUUUUCUGGUUGAAUGCUGCGGAAAUGCAGAUUGAUGUAUUCGGAGCAGGUUGGAAUUCUGAUGAGAUAAUGUUGCCGUCGAACAAGCACAGGAUUGAUACUUUAUGGAUGAGUGAGGCUGGUGUAGUGGAUACAUUCUUUUUCAUUGGUCCUGGGCCAAAAGAUGUGGUUAGGCAGUAUACUAGCGUAACGGGAAGGCCAUCUAUGCCACAGUUAUUCGCAACUGCAUACCAUCAAUGUAGAUGGAAUUAUAGAGAUGAGGAAGAUGUUUAUAAUGUUGAUUCAAAAUUUGAUGAGCAUGAUAUCCCCUAUGAUGUUUUAUGGCUUGAUAUUGAGCACACAGAUGGGAAGAAGUACUUUACUUGGGAUAGGGUAUUGUUUCCUAACCCGGAAGAAAUGCAGAACAAGUUAGCUGCAAAGGGUAGACACAUGGUUACCAUUGUGGAUCCUCAUAUAAAAAGGGAUGACACUUACCAUAUACACAAGGAGGCCUCCGAAAAGGGAUACUAUGUUAAGGAUGCUACUGGUAAGGAUUAUGAUGGAUGGUGCUGGCCUGGUUCCUCUUCAUAUACUGACUUACUCAAUCCCGAGAUUAGGUCAUGGUGGAGUAACAAAUUUUCACUUGAUAGCUAUGUUGGCUCAACAAAGUAUUUAUACAUCUGGAAUGACAUGAAUGAACCUUCCGUCUUCAAUGGACCAGAGGUAACAAUGCCAAGAGAUGCUUUGCAUCAUGGAGGAGUAGAGCACAGGGAGUUACACAAUUCAUAUGGUUACUAUUUUCAGAUGGCAACAGCCGACGGGCUUCUAAAGCGUGGCAAUGGAAAAGAUAGGCCUUUUGUUUUGGCAAGGGCCUUCUUUGCUGGAAGUCAAAGAUAUGGAGCAAUUUGGACUGGAGAUAAUACAGCAGAAUGGGAGCACUUGAGGGUUUCAGUCCCCAUGGUGUUAACUCUUAGCAUCUCUGGAAUAGUAUUUUCUGGAGCGGAUGUUGGUGGAUUUUUUGGUAAUCCUGAGACUGAGUUGUUGGUUCGCUGGUAUCAAGUAGGUGCAUACUAUCCCUUUUUCCGGGGGCAUGCACAUCAUGACACUAAAAGACGGGAACCUUGGUUAUUUGGAGAAAGAAAUACACAAUUGAUGAGGGAAGCGAUACAUGUUCGUUACAUGUAUCUUCCUUAUUUCUACACUCUAUUUCGAGAAGCAAACUCAAGUGGUACUCCAGUUGCUCGUCCACUUUGGAUGGAGUUCCCUGGAGACGAAAAAUGUUUUAGCAAUGAUGAGGCUUUCAUGGUUGGGAAUGGUCUUCUGGUGCAAGGAGUUUAUACAGAGAGAGCGAAACAUGUAUCUGUCUAUCUACCAGGGGAGGAAUCCUGGUAUGAUUUGAGAAGUGCAUCUGCAUACAAAGGUGGUCAUACACACAAGUAUGAGGUUUCAGAAGAUAGUGUUCCUUCUUUUCAAAGGGCUGGAACUAUCAUUCCAAGGAAAGAUCGUUUACGUCGGAGUUCGACGCAGAUGGAAAAUGAUCCUUAUACUCUGGUCAUAGCUCUUAAUAGUGCCCAGGCAGCUGAAGGUGAGCUUUAUAUCGAUGAUGGGAAGAGCUUUGAGUUCAAGCAAGGUGCCUUUAUUCAUCGGCGUUUCACAUUCUCAAACGGAAAGCUUAUAUCUUCAAAUGCAGCCCCUUCUACAGCUGGCAGUAGCAUAUUUUCUUGUGAGUGCACUUUAGAGAGGAUAAUCUUGUUAGGAUUGUCUCCUGGAGCUAAAACAGCCCUUAUUGAGCCAGGAAACAAGAGAGUGGAAAUUGAGCUUGGGCCACUCUUCAUUCACGGAAAUCGAGCAUCUGUUCUCACCAUUCGCAAGCCUAAUGUGCGUAUUACAAAUGAUUGGUCCAUUCAAAUUUUGUAAGAAGUUGGUAGUUAUAAUGAAGACUACAAUUUCCUCCUCCCCGUUUAUCCUGUAUUGGGUUAGACAAGCUAAUAGGUAAAUUCUUACUAGAAGAAUUAAACAUUGGUGAAGGUUAUUAUACAGGGGUAGUUCGACGCUGAUCCUAUUUGAAGUCUUCAGCUUUCA
Messenger RNA from Lycium ferocissimum, 3018 nucleotides. Its product is annotated as probable glucan 1,3-alpha-glucosidase. The coding region runs from base 100 to 2853 and encodes 917 amino acids. The transcript is spliced from 6 exons. Lineage: Eukaryota; Viridiplantae; Streptophyta; Magnoliopsida; Solanales; Solanaceae. The record is from RefSeq and is a predicted model, not a curated record. Gene Ontology annotation, molecular function: carbohydrate binding; alpha-glucosidase activity. Gene Ontology annotation, biological process: N-glycan processing; carbohydrate metabolic process.